This is a messenger RNA of Spea bombifrons (plains spadefoot toad), 1156 nucleotides long. It is a transcript of the gene FAAP20, whose product is annotated as FA core complex associated protein 20. NCBI's taxonomy places the organism in Eukaryota, Metazoa, Chordata, Amphibia, Anura, Pelobatidae. The coding region runs from base 8 to 955 and encodes 315 amino acids. The transcript is spliced from 4 exons. Gene Ontology annotation, molecular function: ubiquitin binding. The record is from RefSeq and is a predicted model, not a curated record.
GGAGGUUAUGUUUGUCCUGGUUUGUAGAAUUGGCGCCAUGUCUGCGGAGAAGGCAGCAAAACUGAAGCUGAAGAAGAAGAAAGGCACCAGCAGCAGCAGUAGCGCAGCAUUCCCAAAUGUAGCAGAGACUGGGGGCAGCAUCCUGCAGCCUGGGCUGUCACAGAGACCGAGCUCCGCUGGUUCGUGGUUCGAUGAAAUCAAUUUAACUGCAGCUGAGCAGAUGUGGAAGCGGGUUCUGAAUGCGGCCCAUCCAGACCUGGCAAACGUGGGCUGGGAUUCGGUACCCGGUCUGCCGGAAUUUGGAGAUAAGAAUAUAAAGAAAGCACUGGAGUCAGCCGGGUAUGAAGUGUUUAACGUUGGCCAAGAGAAACUUGAAUGGUUUCCGUUCCCUACUGACUUGCUUGACCAUGGUUUAGACAAAAACAGCGUUCAAAUUCUGGACAGUUAUGCUGAUAAUGGGAAAAACAACGAGCCGUCUUCACUCGACGGAGUUAUUUCAUCUGCAAAAGUUGCGGAAACUUGGGACUCGGUGGGCCGAGCGAAAAGCGAUGUUAGUGCUGACUCGAUAAAACCAAAAAACAAACCGAUUCCAAAGAAAAAACACUUUAAAGAGCCUCAGGUCCCAGAAAAAAAGACCGUUAUUGAAAAACUGUUUUCUGCUAAAAUGAGCAAAGAUGGUAAGAUUAACAGCUCAUCUCAGGAUAGCAAAGUAGCAGAUCCGCAAGUUCAAGAGACAAAAAGUAAUGACAUUGUCAUGCGGGACGUGAGCGAGGAAGGCAGUAAAGUACGUGUUUCUGGAGCUCGGGAAACUGAAGACAGAGCGGCCGAAGCUCCAGGAUCGUUGGAGAGCUGUCCUAUGUGUCUCACGCAGUUUCCGAAACAGUUAUCUCAGCUGGAUAUCGACAGCCAUUUAGCCCAGUGCUUGGCUGAAACGGCGAUCGAUGUAACGUGGUAAAAAGGAUCGAUCGUGAAGCAAGAAGCUUAGUGAGUCUGGAAAAUGGGUCGGCCGUUAACCAUCGCAUGUAAUCUUUGCUGGUGGUAGUGGGGACAUGGACGGAUACUUCUUCACUGAUUUGGAUCACCUAGUAAAACCAGUAUGUUAAGUCUCCCAUCCAGCUGAACCUCCGUGCCUAAAUAAAACUGAACCUGUUGUGAA